CUCCCCCCUGCGAGGCGGGGGCCAGAGCAGGCCGGGUGGCGAGCGGGGACGGUGCACCGGCUGGCAACGGGAGCACAUGGGUCUGGCGAUGGAGCACGGAGCAUCCUACGCUCGGGCGGGCAGCAGCUCUCACGGCUGCUGGUACUACCUGCGCUACUUCUUCCUCUUCGUGUCCCUCAUCCAAUUCCUCAUCAUCCUGGGGCUCGUGCUCUUCAUGGUCUACGGUAACGUGCACGUGGGCACGGAGUCCAACCUACAAGCCACCGAGCGCCGAGCUGAAGGCCUAUACAGCCAGGUCGUGGGGCUCUCGGCCUCCCAGACCAACCUGACCAAGGAGCUCAACCUCACCACCCGCGCCAAGGAUGCCAUCAUGCAGAUGUUGCUGAAUGCCCGCCGAGACCUGGACCGCAUCAACGCCAGCUUCCGCCAGUGCCAGGCCGACCGGGUAGUCUACAUAAACGAUCAGGUGUUCGUGGCUGCCAUCAUCUUGAGCGAGAAGCAAUGCAGAGAUCAGUUCAAGGAAAUGAACAAGAGCUGUGAUGCCUUGCUCCUCAUGCUGGGUCAGAAGGCGAAGACACUGGAGGUGGAGAUAGAAAAGGAGAAGACCGUUUGCACGAAGGAUAAGGAAGGCAUGCUGCUGAGCAAACGCAUGGCGGAGGAGCAGCUGGCCGAGUGUGUGAAAUCGCAGGAGCUGCAGCGCCAAGAGCGUCAGCUGGCCCAGGAGCAACUGCAAAAGGUGCAGUCCCUCUGCCUGCCCCUGGACAAGGACAAGUUCGAGACCGAUCUUCGUAACCUGUGGAGGGACUCCAUCAUCCCACGCAACCUGGACAGCAUGAGUUACAACAUCUACCAUCCCCUGGGUUCGGAAGUGGCCUCCAUCCGCAGAGCCUGUGACCACAUGCCCAGCCUCAUGACCUCCAAGGUGGAGGAGCUGGCGCGCAGCCUCCGGGCCGGUAUUGACCGCGUGACCCACGAGAACUCGGACCUCCAACGCCAGAAGCUGGAUGCGGAGCGGGGCCUGCGGGCCAGUCAGGAGGCCAAACAGAAGCUGGAGAAGGAGGCUCAGGCCCGGGAGGCCAAGCUCCAAGCCGAAUGCUCCCGGCAGACCCAGCUGGCGCUAGAGGAGAAGGCGGCACUGCGGAAGGAACGAGACAGCCUAGCUAAAGAGCUGGAAGAGAAGAAGAGGGAGGCGGAGCAGCUGAGGCUGGAGCUGGCCAUCAAAAACUCGGCCCUGGACACCUGCAUCAGGGCCAAGUCACAGCCGAUGACGCCAGGGUUAAGGCCCAUGGGUGCUGCCCCCAACCCCCGGAUUAUCGAGCCUGCCGCCCUGGAGGAGUAUAAGAGGAAGGUCCUGGAGUCCCAGAGGCCCCCUGCAGUCAUCCCUGCGGCCCCAUCCAGUGGCUGAGGAGGCUCCAGGCCUGAGGACCGAGGGGUGGCACGACUCAGCGGUCUGCGAAGGAUGCAGUGAGAUGCUCGCGGCGCCCGCCCCAAUCCCCUCCUGCCGCCACCCGCCACCCGCCACCCAUGGCCACCAUCAGACAACUUCCUGCAUGCAGACCCCCAGUACUCUCUCACACCCGCACCUGCGCCUCAUGAUCCCUCGCCCAGAGCACAUGGCCGUGGAGAUGACGUCACGCGGGCCGUGGCGAUGAUG
Cebus imitator (Panamanian white-faced capuchin) is the source of this 1654-nucleotide messenger RNA. RefSeq names its product plasmalemma vesicle associated protein (gene PLVAP). Gene Ontology annotation, cellular component: caveola. Bases 77 to 1405 code for a protein of 442 amino acids. NCBI's taxonomy places the organism in Eukaryota, Metazoa, Chordata, Mammalia, Primates, Cebidae. The record is from RefSeq and is a predicted model, not a curated record. The transcript has 6 exons. Gene Ontology annotation, biological process: regulation of vascular permeability; positive regulation of cellular extravasation.